AUGGUGGAUCAUUACCAAGUCCUGGGCGUGACGAGAAAUGCGACGAAGCAAGAGGUCAAAGAUGCGUUCCGGAGAAUGGCGGUGAAGUAUCACCCGGACAAGCACGCACAGUCUCCGGAGCACGUUCGGCGAAACGCCACCGUUCGGUUUAAGCUUGUAUCGGAGGCGUACGAAGUCCUGAACGACGAUCUGAAACGCGCGUCUUAUAACGCUGCCAGCGAUUCCGAUUGCUUCCGCCGCACCGGCGGUUCAUAUAGCAAUAACCCAUACGGAAAUAGUGGUGGCAGUGGCAGAGCGUAUGGCUCUGGUUACGGUUACUCAGCGAGGAAUCGUCAGGCAUCCAAUUUCAGCAUCCGGUUUGAUUCGGCGUUUCGUUACUUGACUACGCGUGCGUCUCUUCUUAAUCUCGCAUUAGCUGGUGGUGUGUGUUUUGCAUUUGCUGCGAUUGAUUUAAGCGGAGAAACACUAUGGAAAAUGCGUAACUCAGGGAAAUCAUUCGAAGAGACAAUAGAAUCAAUCGAGAAAACAAAGGCACAUAAGGAUGAAGGGUGA
Microthlaspi erraticum is the source of this 552-nucleotide messenger RNA. The record is from the annotation of a GenBank genome assembly. NCBI's taxonomy places the organism in Eukaryota, Viridiplantae, Streptophyta, Magnoliopsida, Brassicales, Brassicaceae.